Molecule: messenger RNA, 3981 nt
Organism: Malassezia restricta
Lineage: Eukaryota; Fungi; Basidiomycota; Malasseziomycetes; Malasseziales; Malasseziaceae
Product: ribosomal RNA-processing protein 12
Exons: 1
Coding region: 1-3981 (1326 amino acids)
Source: RefSeq, a predicted model, not a curated record
AUGAGCACAGACGUGGUGUCCAGUGCAGAUGAGCGUCGAGCAGGUCUGCUUGAUGCUCUUGGGCGUAUUAGACACCUAAAAGAUUCCAAGUUAGAAAAUCAACGUGCCUCAGCUCAAUUGCUAGUGGCUAUCGAGGCGACGCUUUUGGAACGAGCAGCCACUGAUAGCCAGCAUGCUGAGCCUGGGCCGACGCAGUACCUUUUGGCCUUAGAGAGCCUGCUGAAUUCGGAAAGUACGAAUGCAGACAUACUGGGGUCGUCCAUUUAUCUGCUCUCGAUCGUGCUACCGUACGUGACUCCUGGAGUUGUUCGUGCGAAAAGCCAUGCCUUGCUCAUUGCUGUGGCUGUGCCUCUCGCUGAGCCGCAUGGCGCAAGCGAGAACAUGAACGCACGACUCCGUGCAUCUCUCAGUGUUGUGGACACAUUGCUUUCGAUUGUGCCUGUACAAGAGCGCGCGACGCUUGAGCGCGAACGCACAUGGCUUACGGUCUGGGACCUUGUGCUCAAUCUGUGCAUGGACGCUCGACCCAAGGUUCGUCGGCGUGCUCAUGAAGUGGUUACACACAUACUUGGUCUUCCUUCAUGGGAGCACGCGCAUCCUUAUGCUGAGCGUACUAUGGCGUGGGCUGCGCGUACGUUGCAUAGUGUCGCGGCGGCUCGUGGCGUCUCUUCGACCAAAGCGAGUCACAAGGUCGAGUUUGACAAGCAUCAGGGAAAGGCAAAGCAUGCACGGAGUGCGGCUGCAGAGCGCCAGAAGCAGGCAGCUGACGGCGCGGCCAGUACGGGCAUUUGGGUGUGUGCGCUGCUUCAAACGAUCUUGCCGCUUGUCCCAAUGGCCAGCACGACGCCGCUUGUGCAUGAGCUUCUGACACUUCCAGCACUUCAGAACCCUUUCCUUACUGUUUCUGUGUACGAUGUCUUUGCAGUGUUGUUCCGCACGCCAAGGACCGAGGCUAGUCUGGACGUCUCUGCCCCUGUCCAACGCGACGUCACUCUGUUGCGCCAUACGCUCGAUGCAUUGCAGACAAAUGUGCCAGCGCAUACUGAUGUGCACAUACUCCCUGCGUACUUGAAUGUACUUGAGUCCUGUAUGGUGGCUUAUUCUGCUGCUGAUAUCGAGACGGCAUGGUCGCUCACGCCAGCCAUGUGGAAGAGCACCAUGCAGCUGGCACUGUCUGCGAGCUCUGAUGCAUCACGUUCGUCAGCAGACGUUCGCAUGGCGGGUCGGAAACUGCUCCAGGCUCUCGCGCGCUACUGUAUACCGGACCAUGCCGUGGCCCAGGCGCUUACCUCGGAAGACGCACUCUUUGCCCACAUGAUCAGAUCAUUGCGUGAUGCCUUUGGUAAGCAUGCUCUGCGUUACACCCACACUCGCAGCGAUAUCCUGCACAUUCUGGCCAGUAUGCUCCGUCGUCUGCGGUAUCCUCUUGAGAAUGGAGGUGUGCCACCCGCAGAACCUCUGCUCAUGUCGGCCGUAGAGGAUGUGGCCGCCCUGCGCGUGCAGCGCAAUUUUGAUGCGCGCCCUGACGCGGAUGCCGUGCUGGGCGCUGCAAUUUCUGCUUGUGGACCGCGCGCCUUUUUGGAGCACCUGCCGCUUGACCUGCUCGACCAGCACGGACGACCCAACACCCAGGGGGGCGCUGGUGGAGCACGUGGCAGGGCUUGGCUGUUACCUCUGCUGCGGGAGCAUAUUUCGAACACGGAACUUGCGCAUUUUGUCGAGGAGCUAGUGCCACUAAGUGAGGCACUGUUUGAGGUGCGUGUGCGCGCGGAACAGCCGACGGAUGGCAGCGCACCGCGCCCUGUUGAAGUCAAGGUCAUGGAGGCACUUAUUGAGCAGAUUUGGGUGUGCUUCCCGGGCUACUGUGACUUGUGUCGCGACAUUGAUACGGCCCUGACGCCAUCCGUGCUCGAGCUGCUGGUCAAUGUGCUUCGGACUCAAUCGGCCUUGCGACCUGCAAUUCUAAAGGGUCUGCAGUUGUUGGUACAGCGCACGGAGUCUGUCAUCGCGUCGCAAGUGCCCUCGGUGCAACUUCUGCGUCAGUUUGGUGUGGAUCAGAACGAUGGUCGACGCUUUCUGGAGCAUCUGCGUUCCAUGUCGGGUGUGCUGCUCGCGUCUCUUUUCCAGCUGCUGACCGAGCUGCCUGCGCAGUCUCGUGGCUACGUGAUGGAAUGCGUGGCAACAUAUCUUGCGAUCCUCGACGCGCCCAGCAUUUCCAAGACAUUCGCCAAGGUCGCACAUAUGCUGCAGCAGGCGCUCGCGACGUACCAUCCAAGCGCACAUGCGCCUACGCCUGGCAAACCUGAGCCUAACAGCCCACGGUAUGUACCACCGGUACCACACACGAUGCUCGACUUGUUUAUUGUAUUGGUGCCGUACGUUCAUGGUGCGGAUGCCGCGUCGCUCUUUGAUGCGUGUAUGCAUGUGCUUCAGGUCGAUGACAGCGGUCUCCAAAAGAAAGCGUACCGCGCCUUAUCACGACUGUUGGAUGGAAAGGACGCUGCGGCUUUGCGUGCGCAUGUGGGUUGUGCGGCUCUUGUGUCGCGGUACUUGGAGCUCGAUGUGCCGCCGGGUGCUGUGCGUGAUCGCUUGGCCCUGUUCCGGACACUCGUGCCUCACAUGCCCGACGACGACCUCGGCACACUCGCUGCGCUCGUACCUGAGGCUGUGCUGGGCACCAAAGAAGCCAACCAAGGCGCACGCGAGGAGGCUUAUGCGCUCCUGGUCGACAUGGGCCACCGCAUGGCCCGCGGUGGCCGCAUCAAUCGGGCUCAGGCAGGCACCGACGUUCAAGACAUCGUGGCUGCGUCGGUGCCUGAAUACGUGAUGAUGGUUGCAGCGGGCUUGGCUGGAGCGAGUCCACGUAUGAUCGGCGCUUCUAUCACGGCACUAGCGCGUCUCUUGUACGAGUUUCAUCUGGCGCUACCCGACGAUAUGCUGGCGGAGCUGCUGACGACGAUGCUCGUAUACUUAGAAAGCACAAACCGCGAGAUUGUCAAGGCUUCUCUGGGUUUCUGCAAGGUUGCGACGUUGUCUUUAUCGCCGCAGCAAAUCGAGCAGGUGCUGCCUUCGUUAGUGCCAGCCCUCCUUCAGAUCCGACACGUUCACAAAAACCAUUUCAAGGCACAGGUGCGCCAUUUGAUGGAGCGCCUGCUGCGCAGGUUCGGCGAAAAGGCUGUCUCGGCGCACGUCGAUCCCGAGAACCAACGUCUGAUUGCUAAUAUCCGCAAGCGCAAGGAGCGCGCUAAGCGCCGUCGCGCACAUGCGGAUGGAGGCGAAGAUGAGAUUGAACCCAUCGCCCGGUCAGGUGGUAUGGAUGCCUUCGAGGAUGCCUUGUAUGGUAGUGACUCGGACGAUUCCGACGAAGAGGAGGAGGAAGACGCAGCUGUGCCACGUCGUUCUCGCCACCGUGAAGACGACACGUACUUAUUGGAAGAUGAUGAUGCACCUAUGGAUCUGCUUGAUGAGGCUGCAGUGGGAGCCAUCAGAACCAACGUGCGUCACAAGGCGCGUCGCCAGCCUGGUCAAGAGGCCAAGUCAUUUGAAACAGACGAGUCUGGUCGCAUGCGCAUUUCUGAACAUGACCACGAUGCUGACCAAGACACUGAGCCCAGCAGCGCAGCAUCGCAGGCGGGCCGUGCAUACAUGGAACGGGAAAUGGGUGUGGAUGGUCUGACAUUCCGAGGCCGCGGUGGCUCUGUCAAGUUCAACAAAAACAACAAGCGCACUCGUGCGAAUGAGCGCAUGGACGAUGAAGACGAGGAAGAGUCGAAUGGCAGCAAUGCACUGCCUCGCCAGAAGAAGAAGCGAGGAAAACAAGCCAUUGGCUCCGAGUUCAAGGCACGCCGCGCCGAAGGCGAUGUCCAGAAAGGUGGAAUGAGUCCCUACGCCUACGUUCCCCUGUCGGCUGUGGCUGGCAAGCGCAACGCGAAGAAAGCGUCGUCGCUCGCCAUCACGGGCAAGCGACGCAAAGCGACAUAG